Messenger RNA from Seriola aureovittata, 4816 nucleotides. It is a transcript of the gene arhgap19, whose product is annotated as Rho GTPase activating protein 19. Gene Ontology annotation, biological process: regulation of small GTPase mediated signal transduction; signal transduction. The transcript has 12 exons. Gene Ontology annotation, molecular function: GTPase activator activity. Lineage: Eukaryota; Metazoa; Chordata; Actinopteri; Carangiformes; Carangidae. Gene Ontology annotation, cellular component: cytoplasm. The record is from RefSeq and is a predicted model, not a curated record. The coding region runs from base 39 to 1616 and encodes 525 amino acids.
GGGGCCCGGAGGAAAACAGCGGAGGAUUCAAACUGAACAUGGCUGCGGGGAAAGAUGUCGAUGAAAACACUCAAAAUAGAAGAGGUACAGUGUGUAGUAUGGUGAUCAAUCGUGAGGAAUCCCCGGGGGGCUCUCGUGCCGGCCGACCACCAGUCAUCUUCAAUCCAGACUUUUUUGUGGAGAAACUCCGCCAUGAGUGCCCGGACGUUUUCCUGGAGCUGGUGCUUAGUAACAUUACUCGCCUGAUUGAUCUUCCUGGGACAGAGUUUUCCCAGCUCCUCGGUGAGGAGGGCCCUAAGACCCCGACAGGUGGAAAUGGAGGCUUCUUUCGUUCUUUCAACUUCCUCAAACGCAAAGAUAAAGACGUUGUGUUUGGAACCCCACUGACAGAAAGCUGCAUCGCCCAGAUCUACCAGCUCAUUGAGUACCUCAGCAAAAAUCUGCAUGUGGAGGGUCUGUUCCGAGUGCCGGGGAACAGUGUUCGGCAGCAGGCCCUGAAGGAGCUCCUGAACAGCGGAGGUGAUGUCGACCUGGAGUCUGGAGACUUUCACCCCAAUGACGUGGCCACGCUGCUCAAGACUUUCCUGGGAGAGCUGCCCGAGCCCUUGCUCACACACAGACACUUCCACGCACACCUAAAGAUAGCUGAUAUGACUCUGUUUGACGAUCAAGGCAACAAGACUGCGAUACCCAACAAAGAGCGUCAAAUCGAGGCGCUGCAGCUCCUCUUCCUGCUGCUACCGCAGGCUAACCGCUCACUGCUCAAACUGCUGCUGGACCUGCUCUACCACACUGCCAAGCAGCAGGACAAGAACAAGAUGUCCGCCUUCAACCUGGCCCUCAUGUUUGCCCCGCAUGUCCUGUGGCCCAGACAUAUGACAGCUGGUGACCUAAAGGACAACCUGAAGAAACUCAACAACAGCAUGGCAUUCCUCAUCAAACACUCACAGAAACUCUUCAGGGCUCCAGUCUACCUGCGGGAAUACGCCCGCGUGCACUUUACUGGGACCAAGGUUCUUCAGACCAAGGACGAUCUGGAGCUGCUGGCGGCGAGCAGCUCUCCUGCUCAGCGGACUGUGUUGCCCCUAAAGAGGACGGCCGUUCUGGGCCCCGGCUCUCAGGAGCAGUGCCAGUCACCAGCUCAACAGUACACAGAAGAGGCCCUGAAGGAGCUCUUCAGACACGUCCACCACAACAUGCCAGACUCCGCCAAGAAGAAGAAACUCGUCCGACAGUUGGUCAAACAGACGACCUCAGGUACGCCUACCAACGAGCACCGCCAGGGCCCCCCAGCUCCCAGCAAGAAACACCCCCGUUCACGGUCCUUUGGCGGCCUCAUCAAGCGCAAAGCUCGUGGGGAGCAGCUGACAGCGGAGCGCCGGGUCAGACACAUCUCCCCUGACGCUGUGACCGGAGCCAGAAGAAAACCUGGAAAAGAGAACGUCAUCCUUCAAGGGGUGAACAGCCCAUUAACUGGUCCUGUGAUGGGGAAGGCCGGGCUGGUAGUCAAAAAUCCAGACUUCACUUUUACUGACGGCAAAGCUCUGAGGAUUUCCAAGGACUCUCCCUCUGUGUCCAGGAUGUGUUUCUCUCCUGCUCAGGAGAUCUCAGUGUAAAACCCGACACGUCAGACUGGAUUUGGGCAGUAUUAAUAUUAUUAAUCCUCAUGUUUAUCAUUGUGUUUUCAUUGUAGUGAGUCUGUUAUAACUGUGACUAAUGUAAAGCAGCUUUAGCUUCAGCCAGAGGAGCCAAACCAAAAUCAGGAACUCUCUGUCCUCGCUGAGUUUUUACAAACUGAUGCCAACAGUUGAAUAAAAUCCUCCAUUGCAGCUUUUAUGUUAGAUGACUUAACAUGAGCACGAAUAAUAUAAAGGAAAUCAGACUUAUUUCCAAUGGGUAUACGUUAUCUAAAGUUUCCAAAAUCCCAGUGAUGUUUUUACUAUGUGCAACUUGGUUUGUUAGUGAUUCUGAUCUGAUUGAUUGAAGCAAAAAUCAACAACAUUAAAUCAAAGGGUCCACAGGCUUUUACUUCUCUAAGAAUAUGGUGAUGUUUGUAAAGUUAUUUUAUUUUAAUUCUAGACCACACAGUGACUCCACUGUGUUUGUGUGCAGUCACUGCAGUUGUUAAGGUACUUUGGGAGUCAGUCCGAGGGAUUUAUAGGCAAAUGACACAUUAUAUUUAUUCAUUUUUGAUUGUUUUAUUUUGGAAAUCAGAUGUGAUGAGAGUGGAUGUAGAGCUGAGCGAUAUGACCAAUUAUGAGAAUCACAGUAUUAUGGAUUUUGACAAGUGAAAAAUUAACAUAUUUACAAUCACACGUUCGCAUUAUAUGAUCUGCUACAAGCACAUGUUGUAAAGCAACUCACACAAGCAUUAAUACUCAUGGUGUGGCGUGGCGCUCUGUUGUUGGGGACGAUCGCUCAGCUCUGCCUGACUUUGCUUUGGUUUGGCUUCACCGGCUCAGAGCUGCGUGUGUUCAGUUAUCACUUGAACCUUAUUUUAUUGGCUACUGUAUCAGAGUCUUUGACCACUAGCUAUCUGAGCUUACAGUCUGCUGUAGUGUGUAGAAUAUGUUUACAUGUUGUACCGUGAGUGUGUGUGUGUGUGUGUGUGUGUGUUUAAAGUUUUUAGAGUUUGUUCUCAUUGGGAACUGUGAUGUGGGAUAAAUUCUAACUCAUUUGGGUGAAAACUUCUUGGUGUUUUGCUGCUGAUCCAGAAUCAGUGAGCAAAUGACUCAUCCUGAUGUGAAAUACAGGAUUUAAUUAAUGAUCAUUUUUACUGCUCUCUUUAUGAAACCAGUGACUGUUUGUGAAUCUAUGGAAUAUGAAAUGUGACAUUACCAUUUUUUUUUUUUUUUUUUACUUCAGCUGGUGAUGGAGGUUUCAUUCGUCUUAAACAAAAGUGGCUGAGAGAUUUGUUAUGUUGGUGGUUUCAAUGAAAGUUUAAAGGGUGUUUUUGUAAGUAUUUACUCUGAUGGAAAUGAGCAGUAAUCUGUUACAGAGAGGUCCUCUCUUCUUAACGUGUGUGUGUGUGUGUGUGUGUGUGUGUGUGUGUGUGUGUGUGUGUGUGUGUGUGUGUGUGUGUGUGUGUGUGUGUGUGUGUGUGUGUGUGUGUGUGUGUGUGUGUGUGUGUGUGUGUGUGUGUGUGCGCGUGUAUCUAAGGGCAAAUGUGUUAAGAAGAGGCCAUGCUCUUGUUGAGGCAUGAGUCAGUAAAAUAGCACAGGAGACGGUUUUGAACACAUCAUAUACUAACAGCCUGUUACAGCUAUUAAUGUUGGAUUUUAGCGUCUGUCAUCCCGAACUAUGUAAACAACAGUGACAGGAUUUUAUUUCGGAUUAUGUGUGAUUAAGGGGGCAUUAAGUAAUUAAAGUAGUAAAUUAAACCUCAGAGAGACUGUGCUGAAUAUAAACAUGUUUCUCCACAAAAUAAGCUUCUUCAGUGCAUCUCUGAAAUCUGUUGCUUAAUUAAAUACAGUAAACAUCUACAAAACUGUGAUUCAAAUACAUGAACACCUCACAAAGAAUAAGUAAACCAAUGCAGUUUCCUAUAAUUCACACAGGUGCAUUGUGGGGUUUUUUUUUGCAUUGCAGAAAGUAGAAAUGUUACUUAAUGCCCCUUUUUAAAUGUUUUGUACUGUGUCAUUUUGUGCUGUUCUCAGCUCAUGGCUUGACUUAACUGAUGUCUGCUCAGUUUGUUGCGUACCGAGUACAGAUGCACCGCUACCGGUUUCACGUUCCGCAGGGAGGUCAAAGGUCAGCCGCUGGGCCGGUGCCUUGCUCAGUGACACCUCGGCAACAUCGCGCUGAACCCAAACCAGCUCUGUGUUUCCUGGUGUUUAUAGAAUCUGAAAAUGAUGAUAGAGGAAUCUCACAGGUUUUUGCUCUUAUUGCUAAUAAGCAACAUGUGGCUUAUGCUCAUUGAUUUAUUAUUAGUUUUAUUAGUAAAUUUUUUUGAUUUUUUUUCCUGAUGUUAUCGGUGCAUCCUGUUUUGAAGGUGUUGUGGAUGUUGUAAUGAUGGGUUUGUUGAAAGUGAUGAAGGUGUUUGAACGUGACUGUCGGGUGCAGGUGGAAACAAAGAAGAGCUUUUUGUUUUAUAAAGUGUUUUGUUUUGACUGAAUUCAUCUCAGCGGAGAAGCAGCCUUUCGUCUCCUCAUCCUCUUCAGUUCUCUGCAGAUUCAUAAACCAGUUUUAAAGCAGAGCUAAAUUGGAUUUUCUUGUAUUUAUUUGUUCGUUACAAAAAUGUUUUUUUACGUCGGUGGAAUUUAGCAACAAAACAAGCAAAAUUUAAGGAAUUUUUUUUCUUUUUUAAUCUUUUUUUUUUUACUUCUGUUGCUCAAAUGAGAGCAGUUACUGAAUGAUGUGAAAUAUUGUUUUAUAUUGGAAACACAAAACGCCCCUGAGAGCCUUGUAAUUUUAAGUCUGUCAGUGUUUUUUACACGUCUGUUUUUUCUUUUUUCUCCCUUUACAUAAAUGUGAAACCUGUCGUUUCUCUGCGUCUGCGAUGAGUUCGUCUCUUCACUGAGUCUCACCUCUUCUCUGUCGAUGUGGGUCAACGAGACCAGGAGGAACGUCAGUUUUACUCACCGUUAAAACUUCUGUCUUCUGCACAGUUCCUCCAGUGUUGUGCUGAACUCGUCGGUGGCUGUUGCGCCGUGUGGUUUAAACUGUGGUUCCCUGUUUGUUUUCUGUAUUUUAGUGUAAAAUAACUCAACCCUGUACAUUGAACUCCUUGGCGAAUGGUCCGCUUCGGAUUAAAACCUUUUUUAUGUUUCCUACAGACUGCCUGUUGUUAUAUUUGAUUUAACGUCUCGGCUGUUUC